AUGUUCGGCUGCCCUCGAGAAGCCGUUCGCGUCAAAGUGAAGAAAUGCGAGACCAGACAUCAACCAGAAUAUCGGAAGUUCAGUGUGGAUCCGCAGAUAACAUCCAUCGAGGUGCUUCAAAGUAUACUCAUCAAAGCGUUCGAUAUCAAAGGAGAAUUCACAGUUUCUUAUCGAGCAAUAGAUGAUUAUGGAUCAGAGACAUAUUUAUUCCUGCUUUCCGACUGGGACUUGGAUGCAGCAUUUAUUAGCGCCUCGGAACCAUAUCUAUACCUUCAAGUUAACCUAAAGCCAUUCGGAGAGACAGGUGACUGCGAAUGUUACUGGGAACAGAAUGCACAGGAAGUGUCGACGCGACAAGAAACUGGGUUUCCAUAUAAGACGCCCAAGUUACCAGGUCUUAUAAUGAAUAAGAUGGAAAGAACGUUGAACAUGGUUCAACGUGCUUUGGGUAACUUGGGCGAAGAAUCUUCACACCAACAAGGUGCUCAACCUCCACGGUCACCACUGACAGAUGCGGAGUUUCGACGAUUUCUGGAUCCUAUUGGACAAGUGAUACACCCUAAAGAAUUAAGAGCUGUUAUAUACUUCGGAGGAAUUGAACCUAGUUUACGAAAGGUGGUUUGGAAACACAUUCUAAAUGUAUAUCCUGAAGGCAUGUCCGGUCGUGAAAGAAUGGAUUAUAUGAAGAAAAAAGCGCAAGAGUAUCAAAAUCUCCGAGAAAAAUGGAAAACCUUAGUACAAAAGGGACAAAAUGUCGGAGAUUUGGCAUAUGUAACGAGUAUGGUACGGAAAGACGUUUUAAGAACAGAUAGACAUCAUAAGUUUUAUGGCGGUUCUGAUGAUAAUCAAAACACAGCCAGUCUUUUUAAUAUUUUAACUACAUAUGCCUUAAAUCAUCCAAGCGUUAGCUAUUGUCAAGGUAUGAGUGAUCUGGCUUCACCUCUAUUAGUUACUAUGAGGGAUGAGGCCCAAGCAUAUAUAUGUUUGUGUGCUCUUAUGAGAAGGUUGAAAGAUAACUUCAUGCUCGAUGGAAUUGCAAUGACUACAAAAUUUGCCCAUUUAGCUGAAGGUUUGCAACAUUACGAUCCGGACUUCUAUGCUUACCUAAAAUCUCAUCAAGCGGAUGACUUAUUGUUUUGCUAUCGAUGGCUUUUAUUGGAAAUGAAACGUGAAUUUGCUUUGGAUGACGCCUUAAGGAUGCUCGAAGUUUUAUGGGCUGCUUUGCCAGCGUCACCGCCGAACGGAGAACUUAGUUUAGCUGAAGUACCUUUCCCUCCGCCUUCACCACCGCCAAGUCCAAAUGUGAAACAUAUUCGAGAAAAUGCAUACACAAAAGUUUGUGCUAUAAGACGACAAAGUUCUUCCGUGAGUAUCGCUACUGCUGGUAAAAGAAAAGCUCUGAACACGGAGGAUCCAUCUUUACAAAGCUCUACAGAAACUAAUGGUGACUCAAAAAGAUCGAGCCCUCCUUACGAGACGUUUUCUGAACCAGAAAAUGAUUUGACGACAGCAAAAAAUCGAAGAAACACAGAAUCUACGGAAAAGUGCCUAAGUACAGAUUCUUUAUCUGGCAAAUCUAAGCGCGUGAAUUUACUGGAAUUGAAAGAAAGACUAUCGUUACCUAAUAAAGAUCAAAUUAAAAAUAAUGAACAAAAUGAUGGCGAAAAAAAAUGUGCUCGAGUAGUAAAAAAUCUGAAUGAAUUUUUGAACUUUACCAGCCUUAAUCGUAGCAAAGUAACACCAAGCGAUGCUGAACCAGAAUUGAGGCGUGUUUCAAGCGAAAGCGGAGUAAUUAGAGUUUUAAGAGAUGAACCAAGUUCUCCAGAUGAUCCAACAGAUUUCUUUCCAAUGACUACUUCAAUGACUAGAGAAUUAAGACUGGAAUUAGAAUCACUCGAUCGACAAGUCUUCGGACCAUCACCGCCAAGUGAUCAACAAUGUGAUUGUGUCCUUUCUAAAAGAGAGAGCGAAUUAGUUGAUAGUGAAACAGACACAGAAUUAGCCAGGUGUAGUCCAGCUGCGGAUGUGUUUGUUUGGGAAAAUCCGUUGCAUACAUUGCAACAGAAAACUCAUCCAGCUACUCCGGAUGAACAAGCGGAACUUGAAUACGAUGGUGAAAUAUUAGAAGACCAAAAUGGUGUCAAAUCUGUUACUCCAAUUAGGUUACUUAAACGCACUGCAAGGUCCGAAUCUGCUUCAGAUAGUGAGGAAGCUGAAAGUUGGCAUCAAAAUGCAACGGUACAGGAAAGUCCAAUAAAACAAUCAAUACAAGAACACUGUGAAGAAGCUACAGAACUUACGAAUCUCAUUCCCGCGGGAACUUGCGAAGAUCAGUUAGGAGAAAGUUCUCUACCACCGCCUCAUGAGUUUGGUGGUGGUAAUCCAUUUCUUAUGUUCCUGUGCAUUACCUUGUUAUUACAACAUAGAGACUUUGUUAUACGUAAUCAGAUGGAUUAUAAUGAAAUGGCAAUGCAUUUCGAUAAAAUGGUCCGUCGACAUAAUGUUAUUCGAGUGCUCAAUCAAGCUAGACAAUUAUUUGCUGGUUACCUUAGAAGGCAUUCUUCAACGUCAUUAGCCAUGAAAUCAGAUUCUGUAAACGUAUAACCUCAUAAUGCUUGAUCCUGUACUUAUUAAUAUCAUAUAUGAGAUACAGAAUGGACGAUUUUAAAGUAUAUUGUACCGUUCAAGACAAAU
This is a messenger RNA of Eufriesea mexicana, 2694 nucleotides long. RefSeq names its product TBC1 domain family member 25. Gene Ontology annotation, biological process: activation of GTPase activity; regulation of autophagosome maturation. The record is from RefSeq and is a predicted model, not a curated record. The coding region runs from base 1 to 2604 and encodes 867 amino acids. Gene Ontology annotation, cellular component: autophagosome. Gene Ontology annotation, molecular function: GTPase activator activity. Lineage: Eukaryota; Metazoa; Arthropoda; Insecta; Hymenoptera; Apidae. The transcript is spliced from 9 exons.